CUGCAGACAGGAGGCAGGUGGGCGGGCUGGAGGCAGCCGGGGAGCCAGCCCAGAGAGCCGAGGGCCGCAGCCUGGCUGGAGCCGAGAUGGGUGUCAAAGCAGGACCCGCAGAGGUGCCGAGCCCCCCACGCAGAGUGUUGCUGGCCCCCAGCCCACGGAGCAGAGAGCUGGGCAUGGACCUGGGGACACUGGCCGUGCUGUGGCUCAGUGGCGUGGCUCUCAUCUACCUCCUGUGGCAAGUGCCCCAUCUGCCCGCCUGGGGCCAGCGGCAGUCCGCCAGGUCCCCAGCCCACGGCCCCCACCCGGCCUGGGAACCCCUGGGAGGGGAGCGCCAGGGGCCGGACUCCUGCCGGCUGCUCCUGGUGGAGAGCACCCCCCAGGACCUGCCCUACGCGGCCGGCAGCCCGUCCGCCCAGCCCCUGGCCCAGGCCUGGCAGCAGCUGCUGGACGCCGCCCAGGAGAGCGUGCACGUGGCCUCCUACUACUGGUCCCUCACGGGCCCCGACAUCGGGGCCAACGACACCUCGGCCCAGCUGGGCGAGGCCCUCCUGCGGAAGCUGCAGCAGCUCCUGGACAGGAACGUCUCCCUGGCGGUGGCCACCAGCCACCCGACGCUGGUCAGGAACUCCACCGACCUCAAGGCCUUGGAAGCCCGAGGUGCCCAGGUGCGCCGGGUGCCCAUGGGGCGGCUCACCGGCGGCGUCCUGCACUCCAAGUUCUGGGUCGUGGACGGGCUUCACGUCUACCUGGGCAGUGCCAACAUGGACUGGCGGUCCCUGAGCCAGGUGAAGGAGCUCGGCGCGGUCAUCUACAACUGCAGCCGCCUGGCCCGGGACCUGGAGAAGACCUUCCAGACCUACUGGGUGCUGGGGGCGCCCAGAGCUGUGCUGCCCAAGCACUGGCCUGGGAACUUCUCGACCCACAUCAACCGCUUCCAGCCCCUCUACACCCGCUUUGACGGGGUGCACACCACAGCCUACUUCUCGGCGUCGCCGCCUGCGCUCUGCCCGCACGGCCGCACCCGGGACCUGGACGCGCUGCUGGCCGUGAUGCGGGGGGCCCGGCAGUUCCUCUACGUCUCGGUGAUGGACUACUUCCCCACCACCCGCUUCACCCGCCCCGCCAGGUACUGGCCGGCGCUGGACAACGCGCUGCGGGAGGCGGCCUUUGGCAGGGGCGUGCGCGUGCGCCUGCUGGUCAGCUGCUGGCUGCACACGGACCCCGGGAUGUUCCCCUACCUGCGGUCCCUGCAGGCCUUCAGCGACCCCGAGGCCGGCAUCUCCGUGGACGUGAAAGUCUUCAUCGUGCCCGUGGGGAACCACUCCAACAUCCCGUUCAGCAGGGUGAACCACAGCAAGUUCAUGGUCACAGAGAGGGCGGCCUACAUCGGCACCUCCAACUGGUCAGAAGAUUACUUCAGCAGCACCUCGGGCGUGGGGCUGGUGGUCAGCCAGAGGGCCCCGGCCGGCGAGCCCGGGCGCGGCACCGUGCAGGAGCAGCUGCGGCAGCUGUUCGAGCGAGACUGGAGCUCCCCCUACGCCGUGGGCCUGGACGGACAGGCGCCGGGCCAGGACUGCAUGUGGCAGGACUGAGGCCCCCUCCCACCCCCACCCCCACCCCCACCCGCGCCCCUGGUGGGCGCUGCUCCCCUCCAGGCCCCC
Molecule: messenger RNA, 1661 nt
Organism: Phyllostomus discolor (pale spear-nosed bat)
Lineage: Eukaryota; Metazoa; Chordata; Mammalia; Chiroptera; Phyllostomidae
Gene: PLD4
Product: phospholipase D family member 4
Biological process (GO): hematopoietic progenitor cell differentiation; phagocytosis
Cellular component (GO): trans-Golgi network membrane; endoplasmic reticulum; phagocytic vesicle
Molecular function (GO): catalytic activity
Source: RefSeq, a predicted model, not a curated record